AUGAUGUCGGCACCAAAAGAGCAGACGGAGGCGCAAAUCGCCCACCAGGCCCUCCUCGACGAGAUCGACAUCCACUCAAUCCACAAGAGCUUCCGCAACCCGUCCUGGCGCCCCAACCAGCGCCGCAACAAGAACAUCAAGACCAUCCUCGGCGAUGCCUCCCGUCGCGAAGCCUCGGCCAUGGCGACCCCGCAACAGGAUGACAACAGCGGCGCCGGCACCCCGGCUGCCGGUCAGCAAGACGACGGCCUCUCCACGAGCGGCACCUCGACGCCGGCCACCGGCAAGGACGCCUCUGGCCUGCCGCCGAACCUGGCCCAGGCCUCGCGCAGCCUGUCCAAGCUCGUUCUCGAGAAGAGCCUGAAGCCCAACGGAGGCGCCGCGCCGGCCGUCACGUACACCAACAUCGAGUCGGCGCCGUCACUGGCACACACAAAGCGGUACUGCGACAUCACGGGCCUGCCCGCGCCGUACCUCGACCCCAAGACGCGGCUGCGGUACCACGACAAGGAGGUGUUUGGCCUGAUUCGCACGCUGCCCCAGGGCGCGGCGGAGCAGUUCCUGGAGGCGCGUGGAGCGCACACCGUUCUCAAAUAA
Colletotrichum chrysophilum is the source of this 597-nucleotide messenger RNA. RefSeq lists its product as uncharacterized. NCBI's taxonomy places the organism in Eukaryota, Fungi, Ascomycota, Sordariomycetes, Glomerellales, Glomerellaceae. The coding region runs from base 1 to 597 and encodes 198 amino acids. Gene Ontology annotation, cellular component: Ino80 complex. The record is from RefSeq and is a predicted model, not a curated record. The transcript has a single exon. Gene Ontology annotation, biological process: chromatin remodeling.